AUGGCGACCGACGCCGUCCUUAAGGACCAAGAAUUCAUCGACCCAGAAAGGCAGCGGAUAUUAGAAGGAGAUGCUCGAUUCAAUCGGCUCGGAUGGAAACGCCUAACGGUGCUUUCUAUCGUAGAGGCUAUAGCUCUUGGAAGCUUAGGCCUCCCCUCUGCUUUUGCGUCUCUUGGGAUGGUCGCAGGCUUAAUCUUGACUGUGGCGCUCGGUUUCAUCGCAAUUUAUGCGGGAUACAACAUUGGACAAACUAAGUUGAAAUAUCCACAAGUUGGUCACUAUGCCGACGUCGGGCAGUUGUUGUUUGGCAAAUGGGGGUCCAAGAUAUUCAUUGGAUGCUUCGUAACAUUACUCAUCUUCGUCAUUGGGUCCCACUGUUUGACCGGUGCCAUUGCAUUCCAAACUAUCACUGAGAGCAAUGUCUGCGCCUUAGUGUUCAGUAUCUCAUCGGCAGCUAUUUUGUUGUUUCUCGCGGUUCCCCCCUUCUUUGCUGAGAUUGCAAUACUGGGAUAUAUCGAUUUUGCCUCGAUCAUUAUAGCCAUCGGGGCUACUAUGAUAGCGACUGGGAUUCGAUACUCAAGUGGCUCCACUAUCCCUGACCCAGACAUUAUUCCGUGGUCAGCAUGGCCUAAGGCCGGUCUCACGUUUUCAGGGGCCAUCGUUGCGACAAACAAUAUUGUGUUCGCGUAUUCCUUCGCUGGUUGUCUACCCUCGUUUAUGGAUGAGAUGCACACACCAGAAGACUAUAUAAAGACUCUGUGGUGGAUGGGAGGCAUUCAGAUCGUCGUCUAUAGUCUCACUGGAUCCAUCAUUUAUGCCUUUGUGGGCCAGGGAGUACAAUCACCAGCUCUGCUAUCGGCGGGACCACUUAUGUCAAGAGUAGUCUUUGGGAUUGCACUACCCGUCAUUUUCAUCUCUGGGUCUAUUAACACCACGGUGGUCUGCCGGUACAUCCAUGGGAAAUUCUACAGGGACUCGAUGAUUCGGUAUAUCAACUCGAAGAAAGGUUGGGCAUCAUGGCUGGGCCUGGUGUUUAUCGUCACUCUUCUUGCUUGGGUUAUUGCUGAGGCCAUUCCAAUCUUCUCGGAGCUUCUUUCCAUCAUAUCGGCACUUUUUGUUUCUGGAUUAUCUUUCUACCUUCCACCCGUCAUGUGGUAUUUGCUCUUGAGAGAGGGCGCAUGGUACGAAAAGAAGAAUCUCAAACCUGCGAUAUUCAAUGCUGUUGUCUUUAUUGUGGGGAUGAUUAUUUUUGGGUGUGGCACGUAUGCCAGCAUCGCUGAACUUAUCACCAAGUUCCAGUAUGGCUCCGUUGGAAAGCCCUUUACGUGUUCUUGA
Molecule: messenger RNA, 1335 nt
Organism: Penicillium waksmanii
Lineage: Eukaryota; Fungi; Ascomycota; Eurotiomycetes; Eurotiales; Aspergillaceae
Exons: 2
Coding region: 1-1335 (444 amino acids)
Biological process (GO): amino acid transmembrane transport
Cellular component (GO): vacuolar membrane
Molecular function (GO): amino acid transmembrane transporter activity
Source: RefSeq, a predicted model, not a curated record